Symbiodinium sp. CCMP2456 is the source of this 2292-nucleotide messenger RNA. NCBI's taxonomy places the organism in Eukaryota, Dinophyceae, Suessiales, Symbiodiniaceae. The record is from the annotation of a GenBank genome assembly.
AUGCAGUGCUUCGUGGGCUGCUUCCGGGCGUGGUUUCCCCCGGAUCCAGACUUCAAGCUGCCGGACCUCCGGAUCUUGUCUGUGAAUGACGUCUACAAGCCCGAGCGACUGGCCUUGGUUCGGACAGUUGCCCGAGCGGCUGUAGACCCUGGUGUACUCGUCAAGCAAGUGUUGCCUGGAGAUUUGCUUGGCGGCUCUUUAUAUGCUAGUGAGCAUCUGGGAGAAUCGACCGUUGACGUAUUGAACUCCUUGGGAGUUGAUUACUGCCUUUUGGGAAAUCACGAGUUUGACUACGGUGAAAAGCGCCUCCGAGAGCUGAUGGACAAGUCCCGGUUCCCAUGGCUCGGCUCGAACGUACGCGACCGCGACUCGCAGUCCAUCUUUCAUACUGCUCUGGAUUCGGACACUUUCUGGGUGCAGUCCAGCCAUGGCCCUGUCCUUUGUGGCCUGUUUGGCCUAUGCACUCCAGCUACCCCUCAGCUUUCAGACCCGGGACACAAUAUCAGCUUCGAAGACCCUAUCUCACAUGCAAGGAGGUGCGUAAAGGCUCUUCGGGCCUCUGGCUGCGAAUUGAUCGUGGCCCUGACGCACUUAAGCCUUCAUCAGGACAAGCAGCUGGCCGAAUCCUGCGAUGGUAUCCAUGUUAUUCUGGGAGGCCACGACCAUGACCCAUACUACUUGAUCCACCACGGCGUGCUAAUUGCUAAAUGUGGCCAGAAUGCUGAGUAUGUCGGCAUUCUGGACUUGUACCUGACGCGAGCUCUUGCUGGCGUGGAAGUGAAGCAUUCCUUCCACUUUCACAGCACUGCAGCCGUCAAAGAGGAUCCCGCGGUGGUGGAGGCUGUUUGCAGGUGGAAGAAAUCGACCACCAGCACCGAGGAGGAGCUUUGCGUCGUGGGAUCGCCGCUGUCCAGUCGGACGUAUGAACUCCGUUCCACUGAAAAUGCAUUUGGCUGUUUGGUUGCGGAUGCUGCGUUGUGGGCCUGCCGCCCGCACGGCUGCCAUGGAGCCAUCAUCAACGGGGGAUUCAUCCGCCAGGACAGGGUGUACCCAGCGCAUUCCGUCUUGACAGCUCGGCAGGUGAGCGAGGAACUCCCGUUUGCUGAGUGCCCGGCGGUGGUGCGUAUGACAGGCCAGAGCCUGCGCUAUGCUUUGGAGGAAAUGUUGGCCUCGGCUCCAACUCCAGUGGGUUGCUUUCCGCACGUGUCAACAGGUAUGACUGUCAGCUAUGAUCCGAGCGCUCCGCCCUUUGCGCGAGUACAAGGCUUAGAAAUGGACGGUCGAGCAGUUGACCCGGAUGAGCAGUAUUUGGUGGCGAUAAACCGGCUCUUCAGUGAAGUUGCGGCGGAUGGUGUUCGAACAUUUUGCAAAUGCGAGCGCACCUACACUCACCACCAGCUCUUCCGAGAUUUGGUGAUGGACUACCUGCGAGAACGCAGGCAUGUAAGUGGUGAGCUUCCGGGGCGCCUUGUCCCCGUCCCAGCUGUUGCCAAUGUGGAGGCUACGCGACAGCUGGCUUCCGACCGGACCUGUCAAAGCGAUCGUAGAGAGGCAAAUGAUCCGUUGCCGGCGUCCUUCGUAGAACUCUCUGGCAGAGCAGCGGGCAGAUCAUCGAGCACUCGCAGUGGAAAGGGCAGGCACCAUGCGGCGCCGCAGGUACGCCACUCUGCCCACAGAAGACAUGCACGAAAAGACUACCAAGAUGAUGAAGCGGAUGACGACACUUCGGAAGAUCGAAGAGCUUCCCUCCCCGAGGACCCCGGUGACGGCCAGGAUGAUGAAGCAGAGCCUGAUGUCAGCAGACGCGAAAGCAGCCGAUACGACGACGACCAGCAGGAAGUCGACACACAAGACCGGCAUAGCCACCACAAAAGACAUGUGCGAUCUAAAGAAGAAGUUCUAGUGGAUUCAGCGGCAGACUCCCGCAAGCCGCCUGUGGUUCACAAUGCGUCACACCAGCCCUCAUCACCGGUGGAAUCGAACCAGACAGUGGACAGCUCCGCUCGAGCCGUGGGAGGACAACCACCCCCGACCGGCUUGCAGCACGAAUCCAUACGGACUGGAUGGCUUGUAACCUCGUCGUGCUGGGCCAUCCUCACACUGGUGGCAGCGGCCAUAGCGCUCUGGCUCAAGCGACCCGAGUUGGCCGAAAAGGGCAUGUGCUUCGUGACCAGGAGGAUUUCAAAAAUGACAUGGGAGCCAGAGUUACAAAGAAAAGAAGUCGCAGUGCAGGCUGGCGAACCUUGCAAUGCUCGGCCACAAGAUAUACAAGAUGCGCAGAAACAGACAUAG